CCUGGCGCUCCCGCCAUGGCGCUCAGGAGGGGUGUCCCGCCGGGCCGGCGCCCUCCCGCAGUUAAAGCUGGAGGUAUGAGAGUGUCUAAAAAGCAAGAAAAUGGACCUGCUGAGAAAAAUGCUAAACCUCCAGGAAAAGAAAAGUCAAGGAGGAGCAAUAUUUAAAAUGUUAAAGGCCGUUCUGAAAAAGAGCCGAGAGGGUGGAAAAGGCACCAAGAAAGACUCAGCAGGUGACUGCUGCCCAGAGAAUGCCUCGCAGGUUCCAGCAGCAUCUGGGACCAGUGCAGAUUUCUCCAUUGGUGACCCACCAGGCUCUGAGGACAAUUCCAGAAUGAACUUGGCCAAAGGAGUCUCAAUGUCACUGCCAUCCUCCCCUCUGCUGCCACGCCAGUCCUAUCUGAUGCAGGCGAGAGCAAACAAGAAGUCUCCAGGUGCAGUGAGGAAGCCCAAGUACGUGGAGGGUCCCCGAGUGCCCGGGGAGGUGACGGCGCCACUGCGGAACGGCGCAGGGUCAGGAGAGCCCAGCGGCAGCGCAAAGCCUGACAAAGACUCAAGCUGUUCUCCUGCAGCACAAGAAUUGAUGACAAGAUUGGGUUUUUUACUGGGGGAAGGGAUYCCAACUUCUGCUCACAUGGAAGAGAAAAGCGAAGUUAUGAGUGCAGUCCCCAGCCAGGGAGUGAGUCCCUGUUCCAGCCUGAGCAGCAGCACCACCUCUCCCAGCACCGACAGCCCCUUCUCCACGCUCACCAGCUGCCCUGGCACAGCAGCAGCCAGCAAGGGCAGUCCCUGUGGCAGCAUCAGCACCCCCAGCUCCACCCUGGAGAGCAAGGACAGYGGCAUUAUAGCCACUAUAACCAGUUCAUCAGAAAAUGAUGAUCGUAGUGGAUCCAGUUUAGAAUGGAGUAAGGAUGGGAGUCUUAGAGCUGGAAAACAUCAAGGCAUCAGUCACGAUCGAAGAACAGAUAAYUGUUCACCAGUUGCAGAAGAGGAAGCCAUUGGAUCUUCUGAGAAUUUGUCAAAAGAUGUACCAACAGGRGAGGGUCCCCUUCCUUAUGCUCAGAGUACUGGCUCUUUAAUAAUGCCCCGUCCAAACUCUGUUGCAGCAACAAGUUCAACCAAAUUGGAAGAUUUAAGUUACUUGGAUGGACAGAGGAAUACUCCUUUACGAACUUCAAUUCGCUUGCCUUGGCACAACACSGCUGGCGGGAGGGUGCAGCAGGAAGCUCGUUUCAUCCCCUACAAGCCUCAGGACAUUUUGCUGAAGCCCCUGUUGUUUGAGGUGCCAAGCAUAACUACAGACUCGGUGUUUGUUGGGAGAGAAUGGCUCUUUCGUGCCAUUGAAGAAAAACUGCAGAAUCCUGACCCAGCACAGAACAGGGGAGCCAUCAUUACUGGGAAUGUGGGAUUUGGGAAGACUGCAGUCAUUUCCCGACUGGUGGCACUCAGCUGCCAUGGAAGUCGCAUGAGACAAAUCGCUUCCAGCAGCCCUGGUGCAUCUCCCAAAACAGGUGGUGACUGCUGUCAGGAGAUUCCCUUGAGCCAGUUCCCCGUGGUGUGUGCCCCUGUGUCGGGUGACAGCAGCACAGUGAAGGCUCUGGCAUGUCCUGAGCACAGAACUCACCCAGGGGAUUCUGUCAGGCGCCUCGCCUCCAAGGUGGUGGCUUAUCACUACUGCCAGGCUGACAACACGUACACGUGUCUGGUGCCCGAGUUCGUGCACAGCGUGGCCGCUCUGCUGUGCCGCUGCCCGCGCUUAGCGGCGUUCAGGGAUCUGCUGAGCAGAGAGCCCCAGCUGCAGAGUGCGCUGAGCCUGCGCUCCUGCGUGCAGGACCCGGCAGCUGCCUUCAAACGRGGAGUGCUGGAACCGCUGGCAAAGCUCAGGAGAGAGCAGAAGAUUCCUGAGGAAGACUACAUAAUUUUGGUAGAUGGUUUAAAUGAUGCUGAAUUUCAUAAACCUGAUUAUGGUGACACAAUUUCUUCAUUUAUCACAAAUAUAAUCUGUAAGUUUCCUCCCUGGCUGAAGCUCRUUGUGACCGUAAGAACUAAUUUCCAGGAAGUGGUGAAUUCACUGCCAUUUAUUGCAAUAUCCUUGGACAAUUUUCCUGACAACAAAGAAAUUCACGAUGACUUGAAUGCUUAUAUUCAGUACAGAAUUAAUAAUAGUCAGGAAAUUAUAAACAACAUAUCUUUAAAUGGAAAAUCUGAUGCAGCCACUAUUGGGAAAGUGAGUAAYCACCUGAUCAUGAGAAGCCUGGGAUCUUAUCUCUAUUUGAAACUCACUCUGGAUCUUUUCCAGAAAGGUCAUUUAGUAAUCAAAAGUGCCAGCUACAAGGUUGUUCCUGUGUCUCUGUCAGAGCUGUACUUACUGCAGUGCAAUAUGAAGUUCAUGACAAACUCAGCUUUUGAGCGAGCUCAGCCCAUACUGAACGUGGCCCUGGCAUCCCUGCACCCCAUGACAGAUGAUCAGAUUUUCCAGGCUAUUAAUGCAGGACAAAUAAACACUGAACAGCAGUGGGAAGACUUCAGUCAGAGGAUGGAAGCCCUUUCAUGUUUUCUGAUCAAAAGACGUGACAAAACACGCAUGUUCUGCCAUCCUUCCUUCAGGGAGUGGCUUGUCUGGAGAGCAGAAGGUGAAAAUACUGACUUCCUAUGUGAGCCAAGGAAUGGACAUGCUCUGUUGGCUUUCAUGUUUUCUCGACAAGAGGGAAAGUUAAACCGCCAACAAACAAUGGAACUUGGCCAUCAUAUACUUAAAGCUCACAUUUUUAAGGGUCUCAGCAAAAGGACCGGAAUUUCUUCCAGUCAUCUGCAAGCCUUGUGGAUUGGUUACAGCACUGAUGGACUSUCUGCAGCCCUGGCUUCCCUAAGAAACAUCUACACACCCAACGUGAAGGUGAGUCGGCUACUGAUUUUGGCAGGAGCAAAUGUGAAUUACAGGACUGAAGUACUGAAUAAUGCUCCAGUGCUGUGUGUUCAGUCACACCUUGGACAUGAAGAAGUGGUUGCUCUUUUAUUGGAGUUUGGAGCUGCUGUUGAUGGAACUUCUGAGAAUGGGAUGACAGCGCUGAGUUACGCAGCUGCUGCAGGACACAUGGACAUUGUGGCUCUGCUGUGCAGAAAAGGUGCCAAGGCUGACUUUGCAGACAAGAAGGGCCAGUGUGCUUUGGUGCAURGUGCUCUGAGAGGGCACUGUGGAAUCCUGGAGCUGCUGCUCAGCCUGGUUUGGGUGCCGGGGUGCCCMGAGCAGGAUUCCCUGCGGAAGCAGCAGGCGCUGCAGCAAGCGCUGACCGCCGCCGCCAGCAUGGGCCACUGCCAGGUGGUUCAAUACAUCUUGACACUUGAAAAGGAGCAUGGCAUGGACAUCAAUGACACUGAUGCCUUGUGGGGAGAAACAGCCCUGACAGCUGCUGCAGGAAGAGGGAAGCUGGAAGUGUGCAAGUUCCUCCUGGGCCAUGGAGCAGCAGUGACCAGAGGCAGCAGGAGGGGGAUUCUGCCGCUGCUCUGCGCCGUCCGGCACGGCCACUGGCAGAUUGCUAAACUUCUAGUGGAGCAUGGAGCUGAUGUGAAUUUAAGUGACAAGCAAGGCCGGACACCACUGAUGGUGGCUUCUUGUGAGGGACAUCUGAGCACUGUGGAAUUUCUUCUUUCUGAAGGUGCAACUAUUUCAUCCCUGGACAAGGAGGGACUGACAGCUCUUAGCUGGGCAUGUCUGAAAGGCCACAGGGAAGUGGUUCAGUGUUUACUAGAGAAGGGGGCAACAACUGAUCAGACAGACAAAAAUGGACGAACACCCCUAGACCUGGCAGCUUUUUAUGGAGAUGCUGAAAUUGUGCAGUAUUUGGUGGAGAAAGGAGCAGUGAUUGAGCACACAGACCACAGUGGCAUGAGGCCGCUGGACAGAGCCAUCGGCUGCCGCAACACCUCCGUGGUGGUGAUGCUGCUGAGAAAAGGAGCUAAGCUGGGAAAUGCAGCAUGGGCAAUGGCCACCUCCAAACCUGAUAUUCUCCUGAUUCUUCUGCAGAAACUGAUGGAAGAAGGAAAUACAUUGUAUAAAAAAGGCAAGAUGAAGGAAGCAGCACAGCGUUAUCAGUAUGCAUUGAGGAAGUUCCCAAGGGAAGGAUUUGGUGAGGAAAUGAAAGCCUUCACUGAGCUGAGAGUUUCAUUAUACCUGAACUUGUCCCGAUGUCGCCGCAAAACAAAUGAUUUUGGUAUGGCUGAAGAGUUUGCUACCAAAGCCUUGGAUCUGAAGCCCAAGUGUUAUGAAGCCUAUUAUGCCCGAGCCAGAGCCAAGAGGAACAGCAGAAAACUACUUGCUGCUCUCAGUGACCUACGGGAAGCCACUCAGCUGUGUCCCAGCAAUCAGGAGAUAAAACGUCUCCUAGCUCGGGUGGAAGAGGAAUGCAAACAGUUCCAGAGAACACAGCAACAGAAGCAUCAGUCUCCACAGCUACUCGAGCAAACCAACAAUGCUGAUAAUGAGGAGGAGGSCAUUGUACCAGGUGUGAAUGAUAAUUCUAAUCUUCAAGACAGGGAAGAUGAGCUGCCACUCCCCAGUGAAUCUGUUUCCCCUUCACCAAGGCUGCAGUGUUCCUCAGCUGCUUCAUCAUUCAGCAGGAGCCUUCAAGAAGAUGUUCAGAAAGCUCGGUCUGUGUCCUCUCAAAGCAGAACAAGGAGUAAGUACCUGAGAGAGCCGGGCUUGAUCAUGCAGCCAACAAAACAGGCACAGAUUGUAAAAACAAAUCAGCACCUGAGCUCCAUUCAGCCUGGAUCUAAACCAGGGAGCAGCCUGUGUAGCACCAAGACACAACCAUCUUCACAACCAUCUUCGCAGCAUCUUCCCCACAGUCCCUUGCCCACCCGCCACUCUAGAAGUCAGCAUGUGGAUGGGACAAGCACGUUGACAUCUGGAAGCAUUUCCUCAGGUCCCACUGCUGAACUGCACAAUGAGAAGUUUGUGUCUGGCCAGUGUUCCCAUCCACAGCACCACGAGACUCUCUCUUCUUGUUCUUUUGCCAGUAAAUCUAAACCUGCUGACACGUCACCAGCCUCUGCUUCAGUGAAUUUCCCUGACUCGAGGCAGCAAAGCCCUGUUCCCAGUGGUGCCUAUUCUGGCUCAACAAGCAGCUUCACUUCAGCCAGCAGUUUUUCAGGCAGUGUUAAGGGGCUGGGCCCAGAUGUUCGACUCAAGGACAGUAACGUCAGUCAGGCUCAGGGUACUGAGCACCGACCUCGCAAUACUCCGUUUAUGGGAAUCAUGGACAAGACUGCAAGGUUUCAGCAGCAAAACACACAAUCUAGUCGCACUUGGCACUCUCAGGCAUCAGAGGGAUUAUCCACAAAUACUGCUUCUGCAGGCAUCCAGCCCUCAAAUUGUGAGCAGUUCUCAGUUAAAUACUACUCGACUCCAGCAUCCUCGCCAGGUGCUGCCCCGGGAGAUGGCAACCAGAGCAGCGUGCAAGCGACAGAACACAUGGAGCUCCUGUGCCAAAUCCCUCCCCAUUGCACAGACAGCAGAGCAGCCAGCCAAGGUUCUCAUUCAUACCCUGAUGCUGUAGCCAAACCRCCACCCCAGAGCACUCAGGACAGUCACCUCAGUCACAGCACCACAGCAAAACCAAAGCGAUCGUUCAUUGAGUCAAACGUAUAAAUACUGUUCUUUACAAUGACAGGGUGGACCUGGCUCACAGCAUCCCAGGGUCUGAGUGCUUUACAAAACACCGACUGGCUGGGCAUGGCUGGCUCCCAGGGAGCAGUCUUUAAUGGGAUACAACCACUUCCACCUGUUCCUACCAUCGCAGGGCACUGACAGUAACUGGAAUAACAAUAACAAAUUGGUGUAGUAAGACUCAAUUAGGGUUGUCCGAGGACCUCAAGCAGAGAAAUCCUUUCCAUUAUAUUUUACCAUUAAAUAUUUCCUUUCACGCAGGCUUCAGUCUUGGCUUUUGGUUCUGUUGCAUCUCACACAUAAUAAUUGUGCCUCUUGAGUGCUUAAGUGCUUACGUCUCACAGCAGUGCUAGGAAAGAUAAUCUGCUGCAGAAUACUCAGAUCUGUGCAUGCAUUUUUUUAAAUCAAAGUAUUUUAUCACUUUUCUAGCAGGAUCUACUUUGGGUUGCAUGAUGUACAUUCAGGAAGCAUAAAUAAUUUGUGUAUGAGUAAACUAUAAGCAGCCAUGUUUUGACAUGUAAAUAUAACUAUUUUUAGUAACUAGAAGAAAUCAAAUAAAAUAAAGAGUGACAUUUGCAUGUGUAUUGAGAGGCUUUGACCAUAUUGGUUAUUGCACUGAAGAACUCAAUAUUAUGGCUUAUUAACAAUAAUCGCACUUUAUCUAGGGAAUCCAAUCACCUUUGGGUGCUAUCUUAAAGCAAAAUGAUUUAUUGUUAAUUUGUGAAAAGGUACAACAACUMAAUGCUUAGUAAGCAUUUUCAUGGGAAACCCACGAAAGGGAUGGAGUGAAGGUGAAAGUUUGAGGAAAAGCGUAUGUGCAGUUGCAUGACAGUAGUGAUUAAGCUGAGAAGUUGGGUUUUUUGAUGAAAKAAGGUUUUUUUAUUGGUGAGAACAUUCUGAAAAUGAAUGGCUGCAGUGACAUUCCUAUGAGUGCAAUUCAGUUGGAGUGCUCAGCUUUAYACUCUUCCCAUCAUGCUUGAUUACAGUGUUCUGUGUACAUUGUAAACAGCUAUAUCCAGCUCUAGAAAUCCUUUUGCAUCAUUAUGCUUUAGCUUAUUUAUUGUUUACCGUUUCUUUGAUAUUUUGUACAAGUCUUAUAUUAGUUUUGUCCUGUAGAUCUAUUUUUGCACAGCUACUGUACUCUUUCCAUACAAAAUAAAGAUUAUUAAUAUACCUGUGGGAUGAGAUGCAGUCCCUGAAAGUUACAGGAGAAACUCUCAGCUUUUUCACCUACAUAUCCAGUAAUGGGGAACAGAAGAAGACAUAUUUUGGUGUGAUAGAUUAGAAAAAGAAACACAGAUCCUAUACUUUGCUAUUUCUUACCUUCUG
This is a messenger RNA of Malurus melanocephalus (red-backed fairy wren), 6994 nucleotides long. RefSeq names its product tetratricopeptide repeat, ankyrin repeat and coiled-coil containing 1 (gene TANC1). Gene Ontology annotation, cellular component: glutamatergic synapse. Gene Ontology annotation, molecular function: protein binding. Bases 101 to 5647 code for a protein of 1848 amino acids. The record is from RefSeq and is a predicted model, not a curated record. The transcript is spliced from 27 exons. Gene Ontology annotation, biological process: regulation of postsynapse organization. Lineage: Eukaryota; Metazoa; Chordata; Aves; Passeriformes; Maluridae.